UGCUGUCGUCGUACUGAAAACGAAAGAAGAAGAAUAGUUGAUUGAAAGUUGAAAUUUUAUGUUUAAAAAAAAAAAACAAAAUUUUACAAAAUUAGCUUCGUUUAAUUGACGUGACAUUUUCAAAACCCUUCACAGCAUAGUGGGCUGAUCGCGAGUACCAGUGCUGCACAGUUAUCAGCUCUCCCGUGUGCCAAUGAGGCUUUUGGAAAGUCCUAUUGUGUUAUGACUUUGUAAAUAAUCAUUGUGGACUAAUGCUAUUCUAUUAUUAGUAUUCAGUGUACCCAGUUGAUGUUGUAGUUAAGGCAUAGUAUUUAUUAAUACUCGCAUAAUGUUUCGCAGUCGUAGCUGGUUUGGCGGCCCGUGGGGUGGACGCCCCAAAAAUCGGUUAUCAUUGGAGCACCUUAAGUACCUGUACAGCAUUUUGGAAAAGAACACAACCGUAUCGGAGAGCAACCGCGGCUUGCUGGUUGAAUCAUUGCGCUGUAUAGCCGAGAUACUUAUAUGGGGUGAUCAGCAUGACUCCCUGGUCUUUGAUUUCUUUUUAGAGAAAAAUAUGCUCUCGUACUUCCUGCACAUUAUGCGUCAAAAGAGCGGCGGCUCUAGUUACGUUUGCGUCCAAUUACUUCAGACACUUAAUAUUCUCUUUGAGAACAUCAGAAAUGAGACGUCGCUGUAUUAUCUACUAAGUAAUAACCAUGUCAAUUCUAUAAUGGUGCACAAAUUUGAUUUCUCCGAUGAGGAUGUAAUGGCCUAUUACAUACUCUUUCUGAAAACGUUAAGCUUAAAGCUCACCCCACACACCAUACACUUCUUCUACAACGAGCACACAAAUGACUUUCCACUCUACACGGAAGCUAUUAAAUUCUUCAAUCAUCCCGAGUCGAUGGUACGCAUUGCUGUGCGCACAAUUUCUUUAAAUGUAUAUAAGGUGCAAAAUGCAAGCAUGCUGCGGUUUAUCAGAGACAAAACGGCUGCGCCCUAUUUUAGCAAUAUAGUUUGGUUUAUCGGCAAGCACAUAUUGGAGCUGGACACCUGCGUGCGGACAGACAUAGAUCACCAAUCGAAUCAGAAGCUUUCCAAUUUGGUUGCCGAGCAUCUCAAUCAUUUGCACUAUUUAAACGACAUCCUGCUAUUGGAUAUCAAAGAUUUGAAUGCAGUGCUCACCGAACACUUGCUGCACAAGUUGUUUGUGCCUUUGUAUAUAUUCUCGCUGACGCCAGCGCCGCCGCCACCCUCAUUAGCUGUGGUCACCCAAAAUUUGGCAGCUGUACUAAAUCGCAAUGUGGAUAUUGACAUACAGGAGAUUCAUCAUCCGCGCGUUAGCUCUAUUGUGGCACUCUAUUUGCUGUCGCUGGUCUUUUUGGUUGUCACCCAUGAGCCGCUAGUGCAUGCCUUGGCUUGGGUCAUAUUAAAUGGGGAUCAUAGCGUAUUCAAAGAAGGGGCAGCCGAAAUACUCAAUUCCUAUGUGGAGCAUCGCGAAGUAGUGGUGCCGAGCUUUGGUGAACCACACGAGAGUCUUGAACAGGCAUUGGACACGGUUGUAGGCCACACGGCUAACUACAGCGGCGAUGCAAUUAGCGAGGAUAGCGGCGUGGAGUCCACGCCAGCAGCGACAGCGUCUCCAUCAAGCCAGCAAACAGAAACUGUUGCCGAAGCUGCAGCAACCCAGUUACGUAAUAUUACCGACGAGGAGAAACAGAUGCUUCAACAGUCGACAUCAGCGCAGAGCGUCUCUGAGCUUCCUAAUCCAUUUUUGGAAACCGUGCUGCAAGCACUCGAUUGUACAGAGAAUGAUUACCUGGCUCUCUUGGCACUUUGCCUCAUUUACGCCAUGUCCCACAAUCGAGAUGGCAUGAAGAACGAGUGGUUCGAACAGGUGCUGUCGAAAUCGAUGCGAGGCUCGUUCAGCUAUAAGACGGCGAUAAUUGAACAUCUGCUUAAUAUCAUCACACAAUCCAGUCAACCAUCGUGUCGCAUUCGACUGAUCACGGCUGAGAUUGCAUUAGAACUGCUGCUGACCUUCACCAAGCCCGCCGCAGAUGAUGCACCUUGCAUAACGAGCUCGCAGCAGAGUUUGCUUUUCAGUGCUCGUAAUCAAUCCAUGGUUGUGCUGCGUAACUUUUACAAAUCAGAAGAUAUAUUCCUCGAUCUAUUCGAGAAUGAGUACAAUGAGAUGCGUAAGGCGCAGCUGAAUGUAGAAUUUCUCUGCACGUACUCGACCAUUCUGUUGCCACCCACGGGCACACCUCUAACGGGCAUUGAAUUUACCCACCGUCUGCCUUGCGGCGAGGUUGAAAAGGCUCGACGGGCCAUACGCAUCUACUUUCUGCUGCGCCGUACGUGCCAAAAGUUUUUAAAUGAGAAGGAAACACUGCUGCCGCUGACGAAUGUGGUGAACCUGGUGCAGGUGGACAAUGUGCUCGAUCUGAAUAAUAGUGAUUUAAUUGCGUGCACUGUGGUCUCUAAGGAUAAUACGAAACAACGGCGUUUUCUGGUCAUUGAUGCACUGCAGCUCAUACUCGUGGAGCCAGAUGCCAAGUUGUUGGGAUGGGGCGUGGCCAAGUUUGUGGGUUUCUUACAGGAUGUGGAAGUGCAGGGCGACAAGGAUGACUCACGUUGCCUGCACAUCACGGUACAUCGUGGCGGCGUCACACAUAAUCGUACGCCGCUUCUUUCAGCCAAAUUUUUGUUCGAUGAUCAUAUACGUUGCAUGGCGGCCAAGCAGCGUCUUACGAAAGGUCGCAGCAAGGCGCGUCAAAAGAAAAUGUAUCAGAUUGCACAGCUAAUCGAAAUACCCGGCCAGCUGGACUCGCCACUGUAUCCGGUGUGUGGCACCUCAUCGCAUUGUGGCAACUCGCGCCUGGCCCAAAAGGGCGCAAAUUUAACUGCGAGUCGAGUGCCCGGCUUUGCAGCUGUGCUGCGUGGCAAUAACAGUGCCGGCGUCAGUCGUACUCAGAUGGCACAGAACCGCUCCAUAGAGGGCAUACGUAAUGAAAGCGGCAGUCGCUCACGUCGUCGAAGUCCCAAUGCCGGCUCUAGCUCACCGUCCUCAUUGCGGACAGCCAAUGCUGUUCUGGAUCGGGAUCGUUCGCCCAGUGGCAGUGGAGGCAGUCACAGCUCCUCGCAGUCGAGAGAGAACUCACAGGCGCGUGGCUCCGGCAAUCGGUCGCGUGAGAGUAGCCCACGCAUGCCAAGACCACGAUCUGAGGAAAUUCCUUUAGAAGAUUUUCCACAUUCACGUAAUAAUAGUCCGCAUUCUCGAGGCGCUAUGGGAAACCCAUCUCCAUCCUCUCGCUCACAUACUCCAUCGAGAGCGUUGCACUUCGAUCAGAUAUCGGUGCACAGCGGCUCGCCACGAGAGUCGUCGUGUGUGCUGGGCACGAAUGCGUUGCUGAGCCAAUUGAAUGGUAGUGUAGCCAUUGCUAGAGAAGUGAUCCCAGUUCAAAGUUCCGAGGAGACCUCUUUCAUAGGCAAUGAUGUAGAGGCUGACAAUAGACGCAAGGUCAGGGGCAACAUUGAAACGGUUUAAUAACAAUUAUUAUAGCAUUGCAAUCUACUGUGCAUAUUGUGAAAGUUAAAUUGUCGCUACAAUUUUGUUAUUCCAAAUAAUGUUAAUUUAGUAUUAAUUUAGAAAUAAACGUUGAUUUGACGAAUUUAAAA
Drosophila mojavensis is the source of this 3660-nucleotide messenger RNA. It is a transcript of the gene ema, whose product is annotated as protein CLEC16A homolog. Gene Ontology annotation, cellular component: late endosome; endolysosome membrane. The transcript is spliced from 12 exons. The coding region runs from base 329 to 3529 and encodes 1066 amino acids. Lineage: Eukaryota; Metazoa; Arthropoda; Insecta; Diptera; Drosophilidae. The record is from RefSeq and is a predicted model, not a curated record. Gene Ontology annotation, biological process: regulation of autophagosome maturation; endosome to lysosome transport; endosomal transport.